AUGGCUAACACUACUAUUGAAGCACUGAAAGGAAGCUGGGACCAUGUUGAUGAUGACAAUUUUGACGAAUUUAUGAAAGAACUUGGUGUUGGAUGGGCAAUGCGUAUGGCAGCCAAAGCAGUAAAACCUCAUCUUAUUAUUAACGAAAAUAAUGGGAAAUGGACUAUAAAAUCAGAGAGUACGUUCAAAACGGUUUCUUACGAGUUUACACCAGGUGUUGAGUUUGAUGAAACAACACCUGAUGGUCGUGACGUUAAAACAACUAUUACAUUUGAAGGUAAUAAAUGGAUAAGCACGACAAUUGAUAAAAAUGGUAAAAGAUCUAUUGUUACACGAUAUGUCGACGAUAAUGGUCAACACAUCAUUGAAAUGGAAUGUGGCUCAGUUAAAGCUCGGCGUUGGUAUAAACGUGUUCAAUAG
Messenger RNA from Rotaria socialis, 420 nucleotides. The record is from the annotation of a GenBank genome assembly. Lineage: Eukaryota; Metazoa; Rotifera; Eurotatoria; Philodinida; Philodinidae.